UCCACAGAAAAUUUCGCAUAAUAAGCUUGUCAAAAAGUCGGUUUUUAAAUCCAAGUUGAAACACUUAAAAUCACUGUGCAAAAUUCUCAUUGGUUUUGAAGGUUGAGCUAUAAAAGAUCAUGUUUCUGGAUGCUUUUGGAUUCCCCAAGGAGGUGACUCCGGAAAACCUGAACACCUAUUCCUACGAUCUGCAUGGAACUAAGCUGCUGACAUCGGCGGACUCGGAGUUUUAUCUACCGCCGAAAUGGCAUGGCACCAUUUACAGUACCGAGGAGCUGCUGCAUACCUAUAGAAAGCGAUUCAACCCGGACCCCACUCUGCUGACCUUCCAUGCCCUGCAGCCCUACGAGCCCGAGUUCAUCUGCUGCGAGAGGGCUGUGGUGGAGCUGACUGCCCUGCCGGCCGGUCAAAGUCUCUACAGCGAUAAGGAAAUCGUGGUGUUUCUGGUCAAGCAGCCGGCCGAGGAGAGGAACACUCUCAUCACAAAGGAACUGGGCACCAUGCUGGACUUCUUCCCGCACAAUCAUCACUAUCAUGCCAGGAUCAUGGACGAGGGCAUCGAUGUGGUCUAUGUGGACGAUACGAUCUACCAUACUGGGCCGCCCACCAGCUAUCACCAUCAGCGUCUGUACAAUUUGCUCAGAAACAUCCAGCCGGGUGCCGUGCUGAGCCUUUCGGGGAGUCCUCUGCCCGAUGUCCUGCGCAGUGUCUGCAGAAAACCAGCCCAGAAGUCCAAGGAGCACCACUGAGCAGCUCCCUCUCCGCACCCGAGCAUUAUAGUCCGGU
Messenger RNA from Drosophila takahashii, 786 nucleotides. RefSeq lists its product as uncharacterized. NCBI's taxonomy places the organism in Eukaryota, Metazoa, Arthropoda, Insecta, Diptera, Drosophilidae. The record is from RefSeq and is a predicted model, not a curated record.